CGGCGCGUUGGUGUCGCGCGCGGGGUCCGCAGGCUGGGAGCGUACUGUGAGUCACGGCGCAGGCGUGACGGGUGCGAUGUCGGAGGGCCUUUGACGACAUGGCGAGGGACACCGUGGACGGCAUGAUGUGGGUGCUGAUGACAUUCCUGGCGCUGGGUUUGAGAGUCGCCCCGGCGUCGGCAGCCAUUCAGUGUUACGUGUGCGACAGCUCGAGCCAGAUUGGCUGCGCCGAGUUCCUCUCUGACACGUCGUUGCUGGAGCCGCAGUCGUGCGACAACGUGUACGGCGCCCAGUACUGCGUCAAGAUGACGCAGGUGUUCGAAGGUCAGCUGGGCACGAAGCGGUUCUGUUCGUCGCGCAACUUCGGCGAUUACUGCGAAUGGGUCAAACGCCCUGGCGACGCGAACACGUACCAGGCGUGCGUACUUACAUGCGGCACAUCCGCCUGCAACAGUUCCGCCAGUCUCCGCGGGGCGGCGCUGCUUGUCGCCAUGACGACGGUCUUCGGUUUGGUGUGCUGGCUGCAGGUGGCGCGAUAAUAGCUAGUUA
Pollicipes pollicipes is the source of this 549-nucleotide messenger RNA. RefSeq names its product U-scoloptoxin(05)-Sm1a-like. The transcript has 3 exons. Gene Ontology annotation, biological process: positive regulation of voltage-gated potassium channel activity; regulation of synaptic transmission, cholinergic; sleep. The record is from RefSeq and is a predicted model, not a curated record. Bases 99 to 539 code for a protein of 146 amino acids. NCBI's taxonomy places the organism in Eukaryota, Metazoa, Arthropoda, Thecostraca, Pollicipedomorpha, Pollicipedidae.